CAGAUGAGACCCAUACACUAUGCUGCAGAGAAAGGUCACUCUGAAGUGUUUCGUGUGUUGCUUGACAAAACCGACCAAGCUGAAUUUGAAAAUUUUUAUUGGAAUUGUUUGGAUCUGGCGAUUAAUGAAAAUCAAGUGGAAGUUGCUUAUGCCAUCUUUCAAACGCAAAAUUCUGAAAAAUGGAAGAUAAUGCUGCGGUCUAGAUCAAAACAUGAUGAUUCUGAUUCUAAGUGUGUUGAUACACCAAUGAGGAAGCUUAUAAGAAAAAUGCCUGACGUUGCCAAGAUGGUAUUUGAUAAAUGCACACAGAUAACACGAGAUAAGCACUUUGCAGUGGAAUUCAAUUAUGAAUUUCUUGAUGACACGUACUAUCUAGGCGGAUGGAAAGAAACAACACACAAAAAGAGAGGUAAAGUUGCCAAAAAUGUUCAUGAUGAUUUGCAAAAAAAUAAAGAUGAAGAGAAAAACCAGAAAACUAGCAAAGAUAAAGUUGCCGAAAAUGUUCAUGAUGAUUUGCAAGAAAAUAAAGAUGAAGAGAAAAACCAGAAAACUGACAAAGAUACACCAUACACAAAGAAUGCAAAGGUUAUCAAAAAGAAUCAUCCUCUGAUGAUAAUAGUAAAAUCCAAACAGACACAAUUGUUGGAUCAUCCAUUGGUAACAGCUCUUCUUAGAAGGAAGUGGAUAUGGAAAGGUCUUAUUUCAACGAUCGUUAAUUUUCUGCUGUAUUUGGCCUUUCUGGUAUUGCUUACUGGUUUUGCAAUCGAUUUGCGAGCUCCAUAUCAAUUCAAUAGUUCACCAUCUUACACUGAUGUUAACUGGCCAGUGUUUGGAAAUGAGAAAAUUCCAAAGUUUGCAAAGAUCGCACAACCCGGAAUCCUCAUCACGGCUGUUGUAGUUAUCUUGAUUGAGUUUAUCGAAUUGAAAGAAAUGUUCUCUGGUAAGGUGUGGUUAUAUCUGAAAGAAAUAGAAAAUAUCGUACAAUGGAUAACAUGCAUUACUGCAUUUAUUUUUGCGUGGAAUAUAAAUGGAAGUGACAACGGUGUUGGAUACAUGACGCCAUUUCAAUGGAUUUGUGGGACGAUCUCUGUGUUCUUUGCUUGGACCAAUAUGUUAUUCAUCAUCCAGAAAUUUGACUGGAUUGGAAUAUAUGUUGUAAUGUUGAAACGAAUCAUCAAGAUGUUUACAAAGUUCUUUCUUGUCUUUUCACUUCUGAUUGUAGCAUUUGCUAUCACCUUCCACUGUUUGUUUCAAAACCAGCAACAUUUUAGUACAUUUUGGAUAUCGUUGAUGAAAACUACUUCAAUGAUGAUUGGUGGUCCGGACUUCGUCACCAUUUUCUUGGAUGAAACAGCGCAUUAUGAUAUAAUUAGCUAUGUAUUUUUCUACGGCUUCAUGUUGCUGAUGGCCAUUGUUGUCAUCAAUUUACUGGUUGGCUUGGCAGUAAGCAAUAUACAAGAAUUCCAGAAAAAGGCUGAUCAUGCUAAAAAACGAAUGCAGGUAAAAUUCACUCUAGAGUUAGAAGGAAUAGCUACCCGCAGAAUUAAAUGGCUGAAAAAGUUUACCUCCAAAUUUAAAUGUCUGAAAAAGUUAAUGAGUAAAUUACAAAGAAAACCAGAGAAAACAGAGACGUUUUGUCCAAAGAAACAGGACUGGUUAAGUAGGAAGUAUGCAGAAUCUUGGAAAUUAAGUGAACGCCACAUAACUGCAGCAAUGAAUACGGAAAAGGAUGACACUUCAAAAGUAGUUGUCCGAAUAGAUACAAAAAUGAAAGCUCUUGAAACAAAGUUGGAGACACAUAUGAAACAUGUUGACGAUCAGUUAGGGGCAAUUUUGAAAAUGAAAAAGGAUGACUCUUCACUAGUAGUUGCCCGAUCAGAUACAAAAAUGAAAGCUCUUGAAACAAAGUUGGAGACACGUAUGAAACAUGUUGACGAUCAGUUAGAGGCAAUUUUGGAUAUAAUUGGCAGCAAGUCAGAAGAAAAUUAAAUGUAGAGCAUAGCUCAGCACUGUUUACUUUAACAAAAUAGUAAAAACUUUUUAUGCUGUUUCGUUAUUUUCUUUUGAAAUAUGCUUAAUUUUGAUGUACUGGUAAGUAACAUGUGUUUUAUAAGUGACUGAAAGCUUCACUGUCAAACUUGUAUAAAGCGACUGUGCAAGGGAAACACCCAAAACGGUCGCUUAAUGAAACGGUCUCUUAAGACAAAACAUGAUAAAAAGUCAAAAUAUAUACAUGACAUCUUUCUUUUGCGGUGGGAAUGUUUUUCAACUUCAUUUAUAUAAAUGUUUAAUAAUUAUCAGUAUGUUUUUAUCCUUUGUAGUUUUUUAUUAUUAUUUUUCAUUCUUGUAGCACCGUUGAAUCUUCAUCUGUAAAUUUUAACAACUGCAUUUUUUGUUUAUUUCUUUCUUUUUUUAGCAUUAUUUUGUUAAAUCUAAAUUGUUAAAAUAUCUUUGUGCUUUUAUAGCCUUGAGUUUUAGUUCUUUAGUUUAUAAUUUGGAAAUUCUACUUGAAAAGGUUUUUCUAUAAAUUUUCUAUAAACUUUAUUUAUAACAUAUGUAAGCAGAAAGCUUAGAAUUUAUUCAACUAUCAUAAUUAUAUGGAUAUAUUUAAAUUAUAAGAUAACAUUAAUCAUUUUCUCAUUGGAUAUGAUAUUGAUACACGUAAAUAUCAAUCAUUGUAAUAAUUAUUAUUGCCAAAAUGUGAUUGACGGUGUUAUGGUUGUUUUGUUUUUAGUUUUUGUUGUUGUUGUUUAUUUGGUGUUUUUGUGGGUUUUGGGGGUUUUCUUUACAUACAUCUAUAUAUCUAAGUUGACAAGUGACCCAUUGGACACAAGCCGUUGUGCUGUCUUUACCAGUUCGAUUUCAAGUUUUAAAUUAAGAUGAAACUGAACAUUGUUCAGCGAUUAUUUGAAAAUUUAUGAUUUGUUUAUUGUAUAAGCAGACUGUGAUUUGUUGAACAAUGUGUGAUAUAUUUAUAUUGUUAAUUUUCUACAUUUUGUGUGAAAAAUGUGCUGAUCUGCUGUGAUAAUUUACUCUUUCUAUAUUGUUA
Molecule: messenger RNA, 3049 nt
Organism: Ruditapes philippinarum (Manila clam)
Lineage: Eukaryota; Metazoa; Mollusca; Bivalvia; Venerida; Veneridae
Product: transient receptor potential cation channel subfamily A member 1 homolog
Exons: 14
Coding region: 4-1989 (661 amino acids)
Biological process (GO): monoatomic ion transport; transmembrane transport
Cellular component (GO): membrane
Molecular function (GO): protein binding; monoatomic ion channel activity
Source: RefSeq, a predicted model, not a curated record